Messenger RNA from Penicillium samsonianum, 2448 nucleotides. RefSeq names its product putative ATP-dependent RNA helicase DBP6. Gene Ontology annotation, molecular function: RNA helicase activity; nucleic acid binding; ATP binding. The transcript has a single exon. Lineage: Eukaryota; Fungi; Ascomycota; Eurotiomycetes; Eurotiales; Aspergillaceae. Gene Ontology annotation, cellular component: nucleus. The coding region runs from base 1 to 2448 and encodes 815 amino acids. The record is from RefSeq and is a predicted model, not a curated record.
AUGGUCGGCAAAAAUUCGGGCGUCGAGUCCUCUAAGAAGGUUGAUGUGACUCCCAAAUCUACUCAGUCUCACAAGCGCAAGAGAGAUCCCCAUGCCUCUCAGGCUGCAACGACUCCCACGCCAACGAAGAAGCACAAGAAACGCGAAAGCUUGCCGAUCGCAGACAUCACAGAUGAUGCUAGCAUCAAGAGGCGCAAGCAUCUCAAGGAUGCGCCUCAAGGAUCGAAUUCCCCGGAAACGUCCCGGAAAGAAAGUACUCUCUCGUCAGACCGCAGAAAAGCGACUGUUGCAGACUCACGCAACGGCAUCAGCGAAACGGCAGGGAAAUCGAAAAAGAGCAAGCGAAAGAGCUCUGGAACGGACGACACACUGGAUGAUGCGGCUGCGUCUGUGAUUACAGGGAAUGAUGAUGAAGAAGUUGAAGCGUCGGAAGUCGAACAACGCGAAUCGAAGAACAAGCAUUCUGGGAUUAUGUCAAAGUUCGAGCGCACCAAAUCCGUCUCCAGCGCUAAAGCCAAAAAAAUUGAACCCGAAGCCGUUGAAGAUGACACACCUGCUGUCGAAGCUGUCUAUGCACAGGGUCUUGAACGACUGCCUCAGCCUGAAAACCCGCCCGAGCCAGAGCAACUCCCAACAUAUUCAUCUCUACCCCCGUGGCUGGCCAAUCCGUUGCGCAAAUCAGCGCAGGACACAAAGAAGUUUUCCGAGCUCGGAAUCAAGCCAGACCUUCUCAAAAUCCUCGAACAACAAAACUACAAAGAAGCCUUUGCUGUGCAGUCUACUGUCAUUCCCCUCCUUCUGCAAGGAGAGCAAAACCACCCGGGAGAUCUCUGUAUCUCUGCGGCGACUGGAUCCGGAAAAACACUUUCCUAUGUUCUCCCCCUUGUUACCGCUCUGCCGCCGAGACCUGCCUCCAGACUCAGAGGAUUGAUUGUAGUUCCUACAAGAGAGUUGGUGAAACAAGCUCGCGAAUCCUGUGAACUAUGUGCCUCUGGAUCCAGACUUCAUAUCGGAAGCGCAGUCGGUAAUGUGGCUAUCAAAGACGAGCAGAAACUCUUGAUGCGCGUGGACCAGGUUUACAACCCGGCUAUUCAACAGCAACAGCGUGAUGGAUUGAAAGGAAACGACUGGAUGAACUUGAGCCUGGAAGACUGUGUCAGUGAGGCGAUUGACUCUUCCGGGUCUCUUCCGGGUCACAUCCAGCGAUCCGAGCCGAAUGUCGACAUCCUUAUCUGUACCCCAGGGCGUCUGGUUGACCACAUUCGCUACACCAAGGGAUUCACCCUCAAGCAUCUCGAAUGGUUGGUGAUUGAUGAAGCAGAUCGUCUCUUGAACGAGAGUUUCCAAGAAUGGGUUGAUGUCGUCAUGAACUCGCUGAACAGUCGAGAGGCCCCCGAGACCUUUGGGCCCGGUGGGAAGCUUUUGUCUGAACUUGGACUUUCCAUUGACGCCAAGCCUCCUCGAAAGGUUGUUCUGAGUGCAACAAUGACCCGCGACAUUUCCAAACUCAACUCGCUACGCCUCGCUAACCCCAAGAUGGUUAUCAUCGGGUCUGAGGAUGUUGCCGACGAACAAGACCCAUCUGCUAUUCAUCCAGAUGCUCACUUCGCCCUACCCCCAACCCUGUCUGAGCAUAUUGUUCAAGUUGGCGACGGAUCUCUUAAGCCGCUUUAUCUGCUGCGUCUUCUUCUUUCUCAUAUUGAGAUUACUGGGGACCGAGCUCCCAGCGUGUCUGAUUCAUCCGACUCUGACAGCUCUAGUUCAGAUGAUGACACUAGCAGCGACGAUGAUACUAGCUCCGAUGAAUCAUCUGAUGAUGACACUUCAUCUUCUGGGUCAGAUUCGGAGUCAGAUUCUGACUCGGACUCGGACUCUGACUCUGACUCGGAUUCUUCGGACUCAUCUGACUCGGAUUCCGAUGCCAUGGAAGUCGUUCCGUCGCCCUCGCAUAAGACUGUUCUGAUUUUCACCAAAUCAUCCGAGUCUGCCUCCAGACUUGCACGUCUCAUUUCGCUUCUGCAUCCCGCGUUGGCCAAACGUGUGGGAACAAUCAUUAAAUCCAACAAAUCCUCUGCAUCUCGUAAGACAUUGACGGCUUACCGACAAGGCCGCAUUUCAGUGAUUGUGGCUACUGAUCGUGCCUCUCGUGGUCUUGACCUGGAAUCUUUGACUCAUGUCAUCAACUACGAUAUCCCGACCAGCAUCACUACCUACGUCCACCGAGUUGGACGUACCGCUCGCGCUGGCCGCGCUGGCUCUGCAUGGACCCUGGUUGCUCACCGCGAGGGCCGCUGGUUUGCCAACGAGAUCGCAGCCAGUGUGGACGGCCGGAUCACACGUACCUCGAACAUCGAUCGUGUCCAGAUCAAGGCCGACGCACUGGACUCACUCAAGCCCAAAUACGCCAAGGCUUUGGACAAGCUUGAACAAGAGGUCAAGCGUGGCUAG